Molecule: messenger RNA, 3535 nt
Organism: Cebus imitator (Panamanian white-faced capuchin)
Lineage: Eukaryota; Metazoa; Chordata; Mammalia; Primates; Cebidae
Gene: IGFBPL1
Product: insulin like growth factor binding protein like 1
Exons: 5
Coding region: 65-889 (274 amino acids)
Biological process (GO): regulation of cell growth; regulation of signal transduction
Cellular component (GO): extracellular region
Molecular function (GO): insulin-like growth factor binding
Source: RefSeq, a predicted model, not a curated record
GGCUGCGCGGCGGGCGCCGAGCAGAGCGCAAAGCAGAGGCGCCGCCGCUGUCCCAGAGCAAGCCAUGCCGCGCUUGUCGCUGCUCUUGCCGCUGUUGUUUCUGCUGCUGCCGCCGCUGACCUCGAGCCUCGGGCUCCGCGACGCUGGCGGCCGGCGUCCCGAGUGUGGUCCGUGCCGGCCCGAGCGCUGCCCGGCGCCCGCGCGCUGCCCGGCGCCCGGGAUCUCGGCGCGCGACGAGUGCGGCUGCUGCGUGCGCUGCCUGGGAGCGGAGGGCGCGAGCUGCGGAGGCCGCGCCGGCGCGCGCUGUGGCCCCGGCCUGGUGUGCGCGAGCCGGGCCGAGGGGGCGGCGCCCGAGGGCACCGGGCUGUGCGUGUGCGCGCAGCGCGGCGCCGUCUGCGGCUCCGACGGCCGCUCGUACCCCAGCGUCUGCGCGCUGCGCUUGCGCGCCCGGCACGCUCCCCGCACGCACUUCGGUCACCUGCACAAGGCGCGCGAUGGCCCUUGCGAGUUCGCUCCUGUGGUCAUUGUUCCUCCCCGGAGUGUUCACAACGUCACCGGGGCGCAGGUGGGCCUGUCCUGUGAAGUGAGGGCUGUGCCUACUCCAGUCAUCACAUGGAGAAAGGUCACGCAGUCCCCUGAGGGCACCCAAGCACUGGAGGAGCUGCCUGGGGACCAUGUCAAUGUAGCAGUCCAGGUGCGAGGAGGCCCUUCCGACCAUGAGGCCACAGCCUGGAUUUUGAUCAACCCCCUGAGAAAGGAGGAUGAGGGAGUGUACCAGUGCCACGCAGCCAACGUGGUGGGAGAGGCUGAGUCCCACAGCACGGUGAUGGUUCUAGAUCUGAGUAAAUAUAGGAGCUUCCGCUUCCCAGCUCCCGAUGACCGCAUGUGAUGGAGAAAUGGUCUUAGAAACAUUGCUUAUGGGAUGAUGGAAAGAUCAAAUAAUGGAUCUUUGUGCUUUGUGAAGAGUUGCAAAACCUGUGUUUGUGGAUGACCCCUUUUGUAUGUUUUUAAAAAUUAGAUGCAAAUUAGAUUUGUAUGAAGAUGUAGUUUUUAGAAGGGCAAACAGUGAGAAACAGAUUUGCAUGUGGCUUUUUUAUAUUUUUGAAAUGAAUUGCUCCAUGAGAAGUCUUUUUUUAAUUAAUCUCUUCCAGGGAGAUCUCAGAAUGGCAUGUUUGCAAUUUCUAAAGGGCUUAUUUCAGCUGUGACUCUUUACCUCAUUUGUCAACGACCUAUUAGUGGUGCUCUGUGACUUAGUAUGUGUUGUAGAAGGAGGGACGAGGGUCCCAGCUGUUUUCUGCCUGACUGUAACUUGCUGUGUGACCUGGACAGGUCCCUUCCCCUCUCUGGGCCCUGGUUUCUUCAUCUGUGAGUAUGGCGUUUUAACUGGUUAUUACCGGUGUCCCUUUUAGCCCUGCUAUCCUAGAGUAAGAUGGUCCUUUGGGAAAAAUACAGGAAGUUUGGUCUGAUAUUUCCUCAGAAACAAAUUCCAUUGCUUUAUAACAGGGUGUGGACAGCUGGCUAUAGCUCUCCUAUUCCUACCCUUUUCUCUUUUAAAGAGAUUUAGUUAUAGAUGGGAUGCUUUACCGGACUCUGGAGCACCUUGGCUGGGUCUUUGGAGACCAGAGCAUCCAUUUGUUAGCCUAGCAUUCUCUUUUUUAAAAUUUUCUUUUGAGACAGAAUCUCACUGUAUCACCCAGGCUGGAGUGCAGUGGUGUCAUCAUGGCUUACUCCAUCUGCGGGGCUCAGGUGAUCCUCCUACCUCAGCCUCCUGAGUAGCUGGGACUACAGGCAUACCUCACUAUACCCAGCUUUUUUAUUUUGGAGAGACAGGGUCUCCCUGUGUUGCCCAGGCUGGUCUCAAACUCCUGUACUCAAAUGAUCCUCCUGUCUUGGCCUCCCAAAGUGCUGGGAUUACAGGCAUCUGCCACUGUGCCUGGCCUAGCCUAGCAUUCUUUAAACAAGUGGUUAGAAGCAGUGGAGACCAGGCUUCUGAAGAUCAAAUUGUAAAAAGGGGGUCAGGUGUUAUUUCCAGACUGUAGAACUAGAUUGCAGUAGAAUAUAUUUUACUUACAGACAUUUUGACCUCACCCAAGAAUAAGGCUCUCCUUUUUCUUUUUUAAUGAAAAAAGAAAGACUAUUUGCUAUCUUGUCUUUAAAAAAAUAAUUAGGUGAUUACAAUUUUUAAAAUAAGAAUUGAGAUCUCUUACUACGCACAGUUCUUUAAGUUCAUAAAGCAUGAUCCCAACUCUGAGAGGGGGCAAGACAGGUGUUAAUGUCCCUGCCUUUUGCAGAUGAAGAAACCAGGCUCUGAUAGGAAAAGCUGCCUGCCAAGGUCUGAAGGCCUCUGAAAGAGGAGCAGAGCUCAGGGCACCUGGCCCUCCUUGGUCCCCUUUCUACUCCAUGGUGCUGCUUCUCAGGGUCAUCUCAAAACUAUGUAAAGGCAGAUGCUGCCAAUUGCACACACUUCAGGGACUCUUAUCAAGGCUCAUCCCAACUUCUAGGGCACACUCUCAUGCUACUCACAUUGUGCACUACAUUUUAGAGUCCUUGUUGGAAGUGAACUUUCUGCCCGUAAGCCUGCCAUUCCAGCCAUUUCAUGUCUAAAAUACUGGGUUGGCAUCACCCUCUGUACUACGUGACAGAGGAGACUCGCCUGGGAUUCUGGAAACAUGAGAGCCAUUUGCAUAUUAAUCCCUGGCUUACUGUGUGACCCCAGCAAGUCUCCUUCACUUUCUGAGCCUCGGUGUCCUCAUUUGAAUAAAAAGGGAAUGAAACUAGAUGAGUGGUUUACAAACUUUAAAACAUCGGAACCUCUCUUUGAAAACAAGAGCUCAGAAUUGAUAUGGAUGGCACUGGAUGCUGCUCUUGUCUGCUGGGGUUUGGGGCUGCCAGAGGGACCUGCUCACAUCCCCUCCUCACUCAGCACCUCCCGCCCCUCCCUUCUCCAUGCACUGUGACUUAUUUCCAUAUCUGAGUGCCUGCAGUUAAUUCUCCCACGUCCUGAAUGGUUGCGACAUGAUUUGGUCAGACCCUUAGUGAAAUGACAUCAGAAGGAAUAGGGAUGCUAUGGCUCUGAAGAAGGUAGUAGAACAUCCCAUACCUGCUAAUAAGCACAUUUUGCAAACUCAGUUGACUCACCUCAGAUUUGCCUAGUGAAAAUUGAAGGGCUGGAUCUCGACGCAGAGAGCAGGGUGGACAGAGCCCAUGGUGGAAGUACUGAGCAUCAAGACUAUAUGGGGCUGCCUUUAGCAUCCUAAUUCUGUGCAAAGACAAAUAAAUAAUUAAUGUCAUGCUGUCUGAAAUUUUCACCAAAAUCAAAAAGGUGCAUUAACAUGAGUGUUCCAACCUAAUGGUUUUCCAAAUGUGAGUGCCCAGAGACUUCUUCAGAGGCUCAGAGAGCAUGUGUGCAGCAGCUGUUAUCAUAUAAUCACAACCCUCCUCCCCUCCCGACACCAAACGUGUGUUUUUCUACUGUUUUUGUAGAUGACAUGAUGUUAGGACCUCUGCACGCUGCAAAUAAAUGUGUCUAAGGACA